This is a messenger RNA of Symbiodinium natans, 372 nucleotides long. Lineage: Eukaryota; Dinophyceae; Suessiales; Symbiodiniaceae. The record is from the annotation of a GenBank genome assembly.
AUGGCCUCCUAUAAAAUUCCAGAUGAUUUCACGACAUUCCGGCUUGGUCCGCAUCUGGAAUGGAGAGUCAGUGAAGACGAUUGGGCAGUGGUGCGCAGGAAGCAAGAUGCUGCACCGCGUGGUGACCAACCGGCUGCACCAUGUAAUCUUGCAGAGUCACGCCCAGAUGCGUGGGAGCUACAUCCCCAGCAUCCGAUUCUUCACAAACUCGGCUUUCGAAGAGGCUACCCCGGCGGCAUGGUUUACUGCCCAACCUGGAAGACCGCCUUCUGGUCGGAUAGCUUCUCUGAGUCGUGGACUCUAUUUCACGAGUACCACCAGAUCUUGGCUGCGGUGCCUUCCCCUGACACGAGGCCUGUCGGGCCUAAGUGA